Molecule: messenger RNA, 904 nt
Organism: Gavialis gangeticus (Gharial)
Lineage: Eukaryota; Metazoa; Chordata; Crocodylia; Gavialidae
Gene: CCDC28B
Product: coiled-coil domain containing 28B
Exons: 7
Coding region: 175-738 (187 amino acids)
Source: RefSeq, a predicted model, not a curated record
GUUCCACUGUGGAACGCUGACGGUGCGAAGAGAUCAGGGCAGGGAAAGUGCCCAGACUGCACGUCUUGCCAAGGGACGCAGAGCUGGCACCGUAGCGUCUAGUGGCCCCCGGCCCCAAGCGCCGGGCGUCACCGAUCCUCAGCCCAGCCUCGGCCUGGCAGUCGGGCUUUCGGGAUGGAGGACAAGAAGAAGAAGAGGAGCCCCAAGGCUUGCCUGGCCCAGCCGGCCCCUGCCGGCGGCUUGCGCAAGCUGCCUGUCCCCACCAGCAAAAGCGCCACCUUCUCCUUGGGGCUGCCUCACCUGCCCUCGCCGAAGCAGAGGGCCAAGUUCAAGAGGAUGAACAAGGAGAAGCCUCGUGCCCCACAGCCGGGGGGCGGCGCAGGGGUGGCACUGGGGCCCCCGCUGCAGCACACCUUUCUGACGGAUGUCUCGGACGUGUACGAGAUGGAGGGCGGCCUCCUGAACCUGCUCAAUGACUUCCACUCGGGGAAGCUGCAGGCCUUCGGGAAGGAGUGCUCCUUCGAGCAGCUGGAGCACGUGCGGGAGAUGCAGGAGAAGCUGGCGCGCCUGCACUUCAGCCUGGACGUCUGCGUGGAGGAGCUGUCCGAGGACCAGAAGAAGGCGGUGGCCGACAGGAACCUCGACCAGCUGCUGACCAACCUGGAAGAGCUCAGCAACUCCAUACAAAAGCUGCACCUGGCGGAGAACUCGGACCUGGAGGACGCUUCCACGGCCUAAGCGCUGAGGCCGCCGGCCCCACGCAGCAGGGAGCAGCGUUAGGGAGGGUCGUGGAGCCCAGGGAAAGGCCUGCACCAGCUGCACCCCCCCCUCGCAUUGCCACCUGCGAACUGCCCAGAGCAGGAGGGGUUCAAAGGGACGUGCUCCCCGAAGAGGAGGGGUUAGG